Echinops telfairi (small Madagascar hedgehog) is the source of this 3798-nucleotide messenger RNA. RefSeq names its product coiled-coil domain containing 175 (gene CCDC175). The record is from RefSeq and is a predicted model, not a curated record. The transcript is spliced from 22 exons. Bases 1 to 2454 code for a protein of 817 amino acids. NCBI's taxonomy places the organism in Eukaryota, Metazoa, Chordata, Mammalia, Afrosoricida, Tenrecidae.
AUGUCCCUGAGUCCCUGCGGCAGUGACCUGGAGGUCCGCCCCAAGUCGCGACAGACAGCUACUAAGCGGGCGAUCGCCAAAAACACAAAGCGGGCGGCCCGCCUCUCCACCGGGCGCUCCCUGGAGCUACGCACCUCGCCCCCCACCCUGGGGUGCGGGGUCGCGACCAAUGCGCUGAGGCAGCUCUUCGUCGUGGAAAAAUCACUACAAAGUGACUAUUUUAAAUGCGAUGAACAAGUCAGAAAUUUUCUUAAGGACGUUGCAGAAGCCGUUAAAAAACUGGAAGAAAUGAGAAAAUCUACAAUUGAUCGUCUAGAAAUCGAAACCAUGGAACUCAGCAGACUGUAUUUUCUGUUGGAAACUCUUCCCAGUUGCUUUAGCAGAGAACUGGAAGAGUGUGUCAGAGAUGCCCGUAAAUUAAAUCUUUUUGAAAUAAAUAAAUUGCAUAUGAAAAAUAUAAGUCUUGAAAGGGAAAUAGAGUCGCUGAAGAAGAAAAUCGUUGAGCUGAAAGAAAACAACAUAUCUCUGGGGGAGAAGCAAGAGGCGUUAGCGAGGAAGCACGAGCGAUCGGUCGUGUUAUUCAACCACAUGUUGGAAAGAAAAGCCGCCUCUAUCAUUUUCAUAAAUGAUACCUACACCAAGAUAAACCUUGAAAAAGAGGAAAUUGAAGCACACAAAAGUUGCCUCGAAGAGACAAAGACGAGAAUGGAAGUGGAUAGAGAAGAAUAUCUGGCAAUGAAAAAAAGAAUAAGUGCCCAGAUGGAUGAAUAUAGAAGAUCCUUUGAUAGAAAAAGAAAGGAGGCACAUGGGAAGAAGAAAGAAUUGACAAAAUUAACCCUUAAAAUGUCAAAAAUGAGAGAAGCAGUUGCUUCCAGGGUUGUGGUUUCCAGUGAUCACAAUAUAGAGAUAGCACAGCUACAAGGAUCAAUAAAGGACUGGGAAGAAAAAGUCAGAGAAUUACAAAAUAUCUCUAAGACCCUAGAGGAUAAAAUAAGAUUUUUUGAUGGUCAUAAGGAAAAACUGGAUAGUGUAUCUACUGUUGAAAAAGAGGAAUUCCUGCACAAGAUCAAACAGGUGGCUGAAAAUCUGCACAAAACUCGUGGAGAGAAUAAAGAGCUACAAGACAAACUAGUUACUCUUGCCAGACAAUAUCAGCUGGUCUUAAAUGAGGAGGAUGAAAUUCUUUACAGGAAACGAAAGAUCCAGGAUGAAAAUGAGAGACAACUGGAAUUUAUUACUCAAAAAGAUAACUUUUUAGCGCAAAGAAGAGUAGACAUCAGAAACAUGGAAGAAGGAAUUGUCACACUGCAAGAACUUCAUCGAGCAAUGCAAGAAGUCUAUCGGAAACAAAUAAAAGUCAUGGGCGAUAAUAUAGAAAGAGAAAAUCAGAGAAGAAUUAUAACUCAGUGGAAAAUUGCUUGUAUGCUAAAAACGCAUUCCCGUUGGAAGAAGAACACAAAGACUCAGAUGCAAGAAAUUAGGGAUAAAAUCGAGUGGACUCAAAUGAGAAAAAUACAAUUGUAUGAAGAGACCAACACGAGACAAAAAGAGAUUGAUGAAUUUGUGGUACAGAUUGAAAAACUUACAGAGGAAUUGAAACAAGAGGAGGAGGAAUUCAUUAGCAAAGAAAAGCAGUUAAUUGAAGAGAUCAACAUUUAUGAGGAUCAAUUUGUUAAGGAAGCGCAAAUCAACAAAGAAAAGGAAGACGAGCUAGAAAUUGAGUACCGUCCACAACUUUAUGUGGCGGAAGAAAUGUAUUUGGUAAAAUACAAAAGGUUUCAAGAACUUGUCAAUAUUAUUACAGCACAAAAGAAUGAUGAGACUCUAUUAAGUAAUAAUAUUUCUCAGUUAACAAGAGAUUUUUCAAGAUAUGUUCGCCAAAUGGAUAUGGUGAAGAAAGAUGUACAAUAUUUACGAGAGCAAGAAAGCACUAAACUCAAAGAACACUUUGAAUUUCUAAAGAACUUAGAGAAUGAAAUCUAUGCACACGACUUUAUAACAGAACUCUUGCUCACAGAAAAUGAAAAAUUAAAAGCAUAUAUUUCAUGCCUGAAGAAAAAGACAGAGGAAUACAAAACAAGCAGAGAAGGACUCGCCCGGGCGUCGGGUGACCAGUCUUGGACCAUGAUAGUUAAGCACAAAAAAUAUAUGAAAUUGUGGGCUGAAUUUAAGGCUGCAACUAAGGUGUUUGUGGAUAGUGGUAAACAGAUGAUGCAAGAAAUAAACGAUCUAAUAGAAAAGCUGUCUGAGAGAGACGAAAAAAUUGAACGAAUUGGUAGUUGGCUGCAAGGGAAUCUUAACAAGCUGAGUGGACUGAGAGAAUGGAAGUCAUCUGAGGAACUAGAAAAGGAGAGCCCUAGUCCCUCUAAAAGACUGCGUUUCCGAAUGCAGUGUGGUGUGGACGAGACAGUGAUCAGCACACCAACUUCUAGGAAGUCAAACGACAUGACCUAAACUACAGACAGUACAACAAUCUGAACACGUCUCCUACCACAUUAUCUGAACAGAAGGCCUGUCACAUAGAAACUAUGCUCUAUUUUUACAUAUCAAAAUACUGUAUUGGCGAAAAUAAAGCCCAACAUAGUUUAUUUCCAUGUUUGCUAUCAGAUGACUCGUUGUGGGUGUGCAAUCACGGCGCUGCUGACUGCAGGCUACACUUCAGGUCUGUCCUCAUUUGAAAGCACAGACAGAGAGCUACGCUGUAGAUGCAGAAAUAUGACUGCCCUAAAACUAACUGAGCAGUCGAGAAAGGCUCCUUGGGAAGCUUCUAGUGUAAAAUAGCACAUGGAACAAAUAGUCAAAAAACAUUACGAUAUACUGAUGAUCUUAUGCCCAUGUGUGGCCGAGAGUACUGAUACUUUUUUAAAGAUUUCUUUACAUUUCCACUAAGAACACUUUAGAUUUUUUUUUUUUUUUUUGGCAUUUUACAUUCAGUGACCAUUGGCUCCUUCUGAGAGUAUCCGAGAAGGCUCGGUAAAUCUGGCGGUGAACAAGUAAAACAGCGCUGGUGUCGGUACCAAGGCUAAAAGAGGUAAGUCUUGUUCCAGCUUGUCCACUCUGGAAAUGGAGAUGAUCCCAUAGGCAUGGAGCAACCAGUGGCUGAAGAGAACAACAAGCCUUUUCUUCCUCACCAGAAGAUCAUAGCAGUUCUAGAGGGUUUAAGAGAAAAAUGAGAAAAUUACCAGGCUGAAUCAGCUAGAUGUUAUAUCUUAAUGUAAAAUAUGUCAUUUCUUUUCAGACAGGACCAAAGCCUGAGACCCACAUAUGCUUGAGCUAAAAGGGACUUAUCACCUUUCGCAAAUGAGAAAACUGAGGUCCCCCAGUCACAUCUGUUGCACACAGGUAGAUACUUCUUGAUUCAAGUGUGAAGAACUAGCUGAAGCACAUAAUCAUUUUCUACAGAAGAGAUUCACAGGGGACAGAAACGUAAGUUGCAUAUGAAUUUAGCAGUGGGAAAAAACCCACCCCAGCGCAUAGAGACCACAGUGGGCAGAGGAGAACUGCCCAGAGGGUUUCCAAGGCUGCCAAUCUACAAAGCAGCGUUCUCUGCGGAGGGGCUGAGGACCUCCAGCUCCUGACUCUCUGGUUAGCAGGUGAUCACUUUUAACCACUGCCCCACCAGUUCUUAGGAAAUCUUAACUACCAAAAGGAGUUUGAAUCCAAGAGACCAGACUCACUGACAGAGUUGAACUGUCCCUGUGUAUUUCCGAGUCUGUAAGCCUCAUCUUUCUGCAUUUUAUUCAAAUAUCUAAUAAUUUAGCCCCUCAAAGCUUUCUCUUGAAUUGCUGAAGGUAUAAA